GCUGGCUGGAGAGCCGCGUCCCGGUGCAGCAGCGUCCUUAUAAAUACAGCCCGGAAGACUUGGAUCAGUUCAGUAAAAUGAAGCAAGAAUAAGAUGUUCGUGAAACUAGCGAUGUAUUGGUUAAACACGUAGAGAGAGAUGCAGUGCCUGUCCAGAUCCCAGAAACAGUCAGGUUUACAUGGGAUCCCACUGACACAGAAAGAUUUUCACUUUUCUGCCAGCUGAGGAUCACUUCAAGCCGACAUGUCUCAUCGAGGGCAUUUAACUGCUGUCAUAACAGUACUGGGAGCGACCUUAGGCGGGCUGCUCAUAUGGCGAGUCUACCGAUCGAAAAGGAAGAGGCUGCCUUCCGUCCAGAAGGUGGCCGAUCCCGUGGAGGCUCCGUGGCCCGUGGAAAAGGACCUUACAGCUGUGGAGCAUCAAAACAACCAACCGCCACGUCUUCUGGAGAAGGAGUUUAAUGCUGCGGAGUGUCUCACCACACAGCUGCUGCCUCCCGUACAGAUCCCGUCCUCUGAACAGCUGCUGGCUGUGAAUCCGGUGACGGUGAGCUCUGAGGAGGAAUGGCAGCAGCUCUGGCCGCUGAUGCAGAAGGAGCUGUCGGUGUUCCCUGUGCUGGGGCUCGACUGUGAAUGGGUAAAGAUCAAAGGCGUGUCGGUGAAAGGCCGAGUGUCUGUGGUUUCCCUGCUACAGAUGGCCACGUAUUCGGGUCUGUGCGUCCUCGUGAGGCUGCUGGCGUUUCGCAGCGCCCAGCAGCCGUUCCCUCUCAGCUUGAUGGAAGUCCUGCGAGACCCGCACGUCCUGAAGGUCGGCGUCGGCUGUUAUGAAGACGGCAAGCGUCUGACGAGAGACUACGGUCUGCCGCUGUCGUGUACAGUCGACCUGCGCUACCUCGCCUUAAGACAAAGGCAGACUCCGGUGAAUAACGGCCUCAGUCUGAAGUCUCUGGCAGAAGAUCUGUUGAACGUGUCUCUGGAUAAAUCUCUGGAGCUGCGCUGCAGUGACUGGGAGGCAGAUCAACUGACGCUGAAGCAGAUGACUUAUGCUGCCAGAGAUGCCCAAGUUUCCAUCGCUCUCUUCUUCCAUCUCCUCGGCCUCCGCGCUGAAGCCGGUCCCGAAUCUUCCAGCGGGGACUCUCACUCGGAGUUGGCCGCCCGCUGCCAGGGCCUGGUGGAUGUGCCCUUCAGGGGCCGAGGAGAUGGAGAAGACAGGGCGUCGGACGGAGAGAGGAGGCGCAGGUCGCGGAAAACGCCCACAUUUGAAAGCCCGGAGUCUGGAGAUCAGCAAGUCCCAGACCCUCGAAAGAACAACAAGAGGAAACCACUGGGUGUGGGCUACUCUGCCAGGAAGUCUCCUCUCUACGAUAACUGCUUCCUCCAUGCUCCUGAUGGUCAGCCUCUGUGCACCUGUGACAAGAAGAAAGCCAAAUGGUACCUAGAUAAAGGAAUAGGAGUGCUCCAGAGCGAGGAGCCUUUUGCAGUGAGGCUGCUGUUUGAGCCGUCGGGACGUCCCGACUCCCAACAGGACUAUUACCUCACUGCCAAGGAGAAUCUCUGCGUGGUCUGCGGCAAAGCAGAUUCCUACAUCAGGAAAAACAUAGUGCCACAUGAGUACAGGCGGCAUUUUCCCACCGAGAUGAAGGACCACAACUCCCACGACAUCCUGCUGCUCUGCACCGCCUGCCACGCCGCCUCCAACGUGCACGACAGCAUCCUGAAGCAGCGUUUGGCCGAAGAGUUCGCCGCCCCUCAGGGCUGCGAGGAGGGGGUUCGCCUGCUGGAGGACUCGGGCCGACGGCGGGUGCGCUCGGCGGCUCGGGCUCUGGUCACUGCCAGGGACGAGCUGCCGGAGCAGCGACGAGAAGAGCUGCAGGCCGUGAUCAAGAGCUUCCUCGGCUACAACGAGGAGCAGGAGCUGACGGACGAGGCGCUGCAGCAGGCCGCCGGUCUGGAGACGAGGAUUUUCAACGAGACGUACGUGCCUCACGGUCUGAAGGUGGUGCGAGCCAGUGCCCAGCAUGGCCUGCGGGGCCUGAUGGACCUGGAGUGCCGCUGGAGGCAGCACUUCCUCAUCGCCAUGCGGCCUCGCCACCUCCCUCCUCUCUGGUCAGUCAACCACAACCACAGCAAGUUCCUCCGCAAAUACGGAGAGGACCUGCCCAUUAAGCUCAACUGACCACAGGCUGCUGCCGCUGCCGACCAGGACGGGAAACGGGGUUUCCUCGUCUGCCGGUUAACCUGCCGGUUGGAUUUGAGACCGUUAAUUCUACAAGCCAAAUCGCUUUUUUGUUUUAGUGAGCGGAUGAAUGAACUAAUCUACCAGCGGAGACCGUCACGGUGCCCGCAUGUUGAAGAGCCCGAGAUGAGUGCGUGUGUGUAAAUGCACUCGAUCUCUAAUGGACGCCGGGCGCCGUGUCACUCUUCUUUCUAGUCCCGGUGUGAUGCUGCUCGGCUGCCACCCUGAGACUCCACUGGUGGAAGGAAGUCCAGCACUGAAUCUGAAGAACACUAAAACAUAAUGUGAUUGCAUAUGAACACUUUUUUAUCAUGAAAAAUGUAUAAUUAUUUAUGAAAGGUUAAAAAAAUUAAUGAAAUUUAAGACGUUUUCUU
Messenger RNA from Anarrhichthys ocellatus (wolf-eel), 2609 nucleotides. It is a transcript of the gene exd2, whose product is annotated as exonuclease 3'-5' domain containing 2. Bases 244 to 2175 code for a protein of 643 amino acids. The transcript has 10 exons. Gene Ontology annotation, molecular function: nucleic acid binding; 3'-5' exonuclease activity. The record is from RefSeq and is a predicted model, not a curated record. Gene Ontology annotation, biological process: nucleobase-containing compound metabolic process. Gene Ontology annotation, cellular component: nucleus; cytoplasm. Lineage: Eukaryota; Metazoa; Chordata; Actinopteri; Perciformes; Anarhichadidae.